Molecule: messenger RNA, 1119 nt
Organism: Fonsecaea erecta
Lineage: Eukaryota; Fungi; Ascomycota; Eurotiomycetes; Chaetothyriales; Herpotrichiellaceae
Product: acyl-CoA thioesterase II
Exons: 1
Coding region: 1-1119 (372 amino acids)
Biological process (GO): fatty acid catabolic process; acyl-CoA metabolic process
Cellular component (GO): peroxisomal matrix
Molecular function (GO): fatty acyl-CoA hydrolase activity
Source: RefSeq, a predicted model, not a curated record
AUGUCCAAGCAUGCAACACUCAUCAAACCUCCAAAGUCACUCCCGCAUCACUCUCCCAUCGAGAACGUCCUCUCCCUCCUCCCGCUCAUUGACAUAGGUCCCGACAUCUACACCAACGCCCGCCCUCUGUGGCAUCCUCCUGGCGCACGAGGCAUCUAUGGCGGCGCCGCCAUCGCUCAAUGUCUCUCGGCCGCACAGGCCACGAUCCCACCCGAUUUCACAGUCCACAGCAUGCACUGUUACUUCGUGCUGGCCGGCAACAGCGAGAUCCCUAUUUUAUACCACGUGGAGAGAGUCCGGGACGGGAAGAGCUUCAUCACACGGACCGUGCAAGCGCGACAGAGAGGCAAGUGCAUUUUCACGACAACACUGAGUUUUAUGAAGGAGGGCUCCGGCGGGAAAGAGACGGUUCAACAUGCGGUCCGAAUGCCCCCGGACGUCAUCAUACCGCCCGACGUUGACUCGGACCGCCAGCACGUGGGCUCGGACGACCGGCCAUUCGAGUCGGUGCGCGUCCCCAUCACCAACCGCAGUGGGCCGCCAUCGGAGCGCAAAUUGCGACAAUGGAUCCGCGCGCGCGGGCGCAUCUCGGACUGCCCGCCCAACGUGCGCGAAGAGGAACUGCAGUCGGGCCAGAGGGCCAACCAGCCGGGCGACAACCACCAGGCCCACCUGAGCGCGCUGGCGUACAUGAGCGAUUCGUACUUUAUCGGCACGGUCGCACGGGUCCACAGCCUCCAACGCUUCGCCAACCGCCACAACAUCGAGCGCACGCUGAAAAACUUCCGGGGCUCGGAGGAAGAGAAGAAGGAAAUGCGGAAGUACCUCGAAAUCAUCGCCAAGGAGGAAGAGGAGGAACACGCCGAGAUGGCCCUCGUCAAACGGGACGAACGCCGCAUCGGCAUGAUGGUCAGCCUGGACCACACGAUAUUUUUCCACAACCCGAGGGCGUUCCGGGCGGACGAGUGGAUGUUGACGGAGAUGGACAGCCCAUGGGCCGGCGAUGGGAGGGGAUUGGUCAUGCAGAGGAUCUGGAGCAAGGACGGGGUGCUGAUCGCCAGUUGUACGCAGGAGGGUGUUGUCAGGCUGAAUCAGAAUCCCACGGACAGUAAGUUGUAG